GGCUCCAAUCAAGGUUUUUCCUGGCUCUCACUCCCAUCCUCAGGCUAAACCAGCCCUUGAGGGCUUUUCUGGUUUGCUACCAUAAAGAGAAGAAGACAAAAAAGCAAAGAGUGAGGUGGCCAGGAACAGUUUUUGAAUGACAAAGUACUACUUGGAUUGAGAAAAAAACCCAUGUCAUCUGAGACAAGGCAUUGAGGUAACAGCUUCAGAAACACGUUGAAGUUAUUGAGAAGAGACUCAUCUUUACUUGCUGAUUCAAAUCAUAACACAGAUGGCAGUUUGGGAGGGGACAAGCACCAGAUCUGCCUCCAGCCCUGAUGUCUUGCUGUCUUCUGCCUCCUCUGCUUGGUGAACAUGGUGUACAAGCUGGGGCUGAGCCUGAUGCUACUGUAAGGAGCAGAAGCAAGCCCAAGGGAUAUUUUGUCCAGUGGAAGGGGUUUGUCCUGGCUCUCCAUGUCCCAGCAGUUCCCGCUCUGAAGCCGUCCCGGCCGCAGCCUCCCCGGGGACCCCCCGGCGCAGCGCCAUGGAGACGGUGGGAAAGUUUGAGUUCAGUAGGAAGGACCUGAUCGGGCACGGAGCCUUCGCCGUCGUCUUCAAAGGCAGGCACAAAGAGAAACCUGAGCUGGAAGUAGCUGUGAAAUGCAUUAACAAGAAAAACCUUGCAAAAUCUCAAACUCUGCUGGGCAAGGAAAUAAAAAUACUUAAGGAAUUGAAACAUGAAAACAUCGUUGCCUUGUAUGACUUCCAGGAACUGGCAAACUCUGUCUACUUGGUUAUGGAGUACUGUAAUGGUGGUGACCUGGCAGACUAUCUUCACACUAUGCGGACGCUUAGCGAAGACACCAUCAGGCUCUUUCUCCAGCAGAUCGCAGGUGCCAUGAAAAUGCUGCACAGCAAAGGCAUCAUCCAUCGCGACCUGAAGCCACAGAAUAUCCUCCUUUCCUACGCAGGAGGCAGGAAAUCAAAUCCCAACAACAUUCGCAUAAAGAUAGCUGACUUUGGGUUUGCCCGAUACCUGCAGAAUAAUAUGAUGGCAGCAACAUUGUGUGGUUCACCAAUGUAUAUGGCACCAGAAGUCAUUAUGUCUCAACACUAUGAUGCCAAAGCUGAUCUCUGGAGUAUAGGAACCAUCAUUUAUCAGUGUCUGACAGGAAAGGCUCCUUUUCAGGCCAGCAGCCCACAGGAUCUUCGUCUCUUCUAUGAGAAAAACAAGAUGCUGAUGCCGAACAUCCCAAGGGAGACAUCAAGCCACCUGAGGCAGCUGCUGCUGGGCCUUUUGCAGCGUAACCAUAAGGACCGCAUGGACUUUGAUGAAUUUUUUCAUCACCCAUUCUUGGAUGCAAGUGCCUCUAUGAAAAAAUCUGCUUCUGUGCCAAUGCCUUCUUAUCCCAGUUCAGGCUCCGGUAGUUCCUCCAGCAGCUCUUCUACUUCCCACCUGGCAUCACCUCCCCAGUCCCUUGGAGAGAUGCAGCAGCAGCUGCAGGAGAAGACGCUGGCAUCUCCUACCCAGGAUUCACCUGGCUUUCUGCAUGGAUCUAAGGACUCUUCUGGAAGCAGCAGUAAGAACUCGUCCUCUUACACAGAGGACUUCGUUAUGGUCCCAGCACAGCUCUCAAGUGAUUUAACUGCAGAGGCUGCAGGAGGGAAGCCAAUCCAAGACAGUCUGAUGUACAGUGGGAGUUCUCUGGUGACUUCAGCAGGCUUGGAAAGCCAGGGAAGGACUCCAUCUCCUUCACCCCCAUAUAGCAGUUCUCCUAGCCCAUCCAGCCGGCCAGGUCAGUUCUCGAGCAGCAAGUACGGACACUCUGUGCCCAUCCCAGUCCCAACACAAAUCCAUAACUACCGGCGGAUUGAGCAGAACCUGCAGUCUCCCAACCAAUACACCUCUCCACGGUCUGGUACAGUCCGGAGGUCUAGCAGUACAAGUCCACUUGGUUUUCCUAAAACUGGUGCGUCCCCUCCUUAUCCUGGAGAGCAUGGCUCUGUGCCCAGCUGUAGAAAGCCCUCCUUUGGUGGUGCCAAGCCAUUUAUGCCAUCACCACAAGUUGGAACAAUCCCAGAGCAGCCCAGCCAGACUGUUAUCCCCUCUUCUCUUGGAGCAGAAGUGAGAAGCCGGAUUCCUGUGGCUGGCUCCUCAGUGCCCGAACACUCUCCAAGAGGGAUGGGCUCCCGGCUCCACAGCGCUCCCAACCUGUCAGAUUUGCAUUCCUGCAGGCAGAAGAUAACCAAGCAGCACUCGGAUCCUCUCGUUGCUCACCUCGGUCUCGCCCCAGGCAGCCAGCCCCUGCAGGCUCAUAGCUUGCAGCACUGCCGGCAGCUCAGAUCCUCUCCAAAGCUCUCAGAGUUCAUGCAGAGAAGCCCAUUGCCAACUAUCAUGGGCUCCCCUACAAAGGCUGUAUCCCCAUUUGAGUUUCCCAAAACCCCAAGUUCCCAGAAUCUCCUCACCCUCUUGGCCCAUCAGGGGGUCAUGAUGACUCCAACACGGAACAAGACGUUGCCAGAUCUGAAGGAGAUGGGUCAUUUCCACUGCCAGCAAGCUGGCUUGGGACUGAGGCCUGUGGAAGAGAUCAAGGGCAGAUCUCUGAGCACAGGCAGGCUCACUGACCUGCUUCUGAAGGCAGCCUUUGGGGCACAGAUCUCUGAAGCUGGCAGCAACGACAGCUUGAACAACGAGAAGCCAAUGGAAAUUGCAGCUCCCUCAGGUGCUUAUGGAGGGACCCUGCACUCUGGUGCCCGGGCUGGGGGCUCUGCCAGCCCGUCCCCAGUGGUUUUCACUGUCGGAUCCCCUCCCAGUGGAACAACCCCCCCACAGACCACGAGGACCAGGAUGUUUUCAGUGGGGUCUUCCAGCUCUCUCAGUUCUGGAGGCUCAUUCACCGGCAGGCACUUGGCAGUGGGAACUGGUGGGGACGCACUGGAAGGCCCCUCAAGUCUCCGGUACACGCUUGCUGAUCCCAUCACUGCCAACCUGGAAGGUGCUGUUACUUUUGAGGCACCAGAGUUGCCCGAGGAGACGCUCAUGGAGCAAGAGCACACGGACAUCCUGCGCAGCCUCCGCUUCACGCUGGCCUUUGUCCACUACGUGAUGGAAAUCGCCGCCCUCAAGGGCAGCUCCAGUGAGAUGAGCAGUUCAGUGACAUCUGAGUACCAGCUCCAGGAGAGCGUGGUGGCCGACCAGAUCAGUCUCCUCAGCAAGGAGUGGAGCUAUGCAGAGCAGCUCGUGCUGUACCUGAAAGUAGCAGAGCUUCUGUCCUCCGGGCUGCAGAUGGCCAUAGAGCAGAUCAAAGCUGGCAAGCUCUGCCUCUCCUCCACUGUCAAGCAAGUUGUGAAGAAGCUGAAUGAACUUUACAAAUCCAGUGUAUCAUCCUGCCACUGCCUCAACAUGAGACUCCAGAGGUUCUUCUUGGACAAACAGAAGCUCAUGGAUCGGAUCAACAGCAUCACAGCAGAGAAGCUGAUCUUCAGCUACGCUGUGCAAAUGGUGCAAUCUGCAGCCCUGGAUGAGAUGUUCCACCACAGAGAGGACUGUGCACAGAGGUACCACAAGGCUCUGCUGCUGAUGGAGGGGCUCCUGAACAUCAUCACUGAACAGGGGGACAUAGAAAACAUCAGUAAAUGUAAGCUGUGCAUCGAGCGCAGGCUGUCAGCUCUGCUCUCGGGGUUCUGUGCCUGACGCCAGUGGGGUUGUUCUUCACACACCUCGCCCCAGCUGAUCACUUUGUUCCCACAGCCUGCAGCUGUGGUGGGAAACAGUUUUGGCAGUAGGAGACCUGGAGGAUGAACUGCUCAAUGUUUCAUAUUUUGACAUUUUGGGAAGUUGUUCCACAGACUCGGAUUCCUUUGCAGGGAUGUGUGACUGCAGCAAGCACAAAUACUUCCCGGCCCGAAGGCCAAGACGAGGUUGAUGUGGAAAGGUUUCCCCCAUUGGCAGAGGGGAUGAAGGAUGGAAGUCUGCUGCUCCCCAGCACUUUGAAGGAUAAGACUGCUGACUGCCCCUCUUGCUUAUGAACAGGGUAUUUCAGUGCUGCGUCCAUUGCAGGCAAUGGAUGUGCUGAAACUGCUGGCUACAGUUAAUGUUGGAGGGUGUCAUUCAGAAAUCAAGGCCAGUUUGUGUACUUUCCCCUACCCCAGCUGAGAGCCAGGCAUCUUCAAGCUUCCUGGCAACCUGAGGCUCCCCUCCUUUGUCCCUUCUCAUCCGUGUUUAUGCCUUGGAGUGCUUACUGAAUGGCAGAGAGGAGGCAGUGGGUUCCCUUUUGCCUGCUGAGCGUGGCAGAAGUAGCUCCCACCUUCUGCAGAGUCACCAGACAACGCAGAGGACACACAUCUGCUGCAGGGAAGUUUGCAUCUCUGUCAGCUGCCAUCAGACUGCCUCUCUGCCUGGUGGGCAAACAGCACAGGGAGAGAGACUGUGCAGGGAACAGGAGGAGGACAGAAAGUGUACCGCUCCUGUGUUUGUAAGAAGCCAAAAUGAAUCUGUUCCUCCCUUGGUCCCCAGGCUCAGCGGGAUCAACAUGAAGGACUCGUGGCCGUUGGGCUCAGCCUGUCAGUACAUAUCUACCAGGAGGAAGCACUGGCACUGUCCUGCUUUCAGCUCUUGCUCAAUAACCCCUUUCCUGGAGCCCCUCCCCAAAAAACCCUGAAAACACUAGCUUUGUGAAUCAAAGGAGCACUUUACACACUAUGGGAACUUUGAAAAGUUGACUUUGCAUCACACAACAACCCAGGAACAUCACGACUGUUAGGAAUGCUGUUCUUUUUAUUCCUUUCCUUGCUUCCUGGUUGUUUUAUUGCACUACGUGUGUGCGUAUAUUAAUAUGUAUUCCUAAGGGUGAAUAUAUAUUGAUAUAUAUAUGGUUUGUGUGUAACUGUAUGUAUUUAACUGUACUGUAUCUUGUGAGGGUGAGACAAAAAGCACUGCAGAGCCUGUGCUGUUCUCCUUCACACCAGGCAAAGCUGACGUGCAGUCUGGCAGUACCAAGAUGUGUUGUGUUUUGGUUUUGUUUUUUUAAUUUAAAUGUUCUUUUAAGGACAGUCAAUACAAAGCUCCAUGCUUUUUAAGAGCUCAAGAACAGGCGUUACGACCCCUACACACUUACAGUUGGAAAUGUGUUGGUUUUUUUUCAGAAGUUUUAUUUGCUGCUUCAAUGUUUUUUUAUGUAUGUAUCUAUAUAUAAAGAAAUCAUGUAGUGUUUUAUGUUCAGCAUUUCUUUUUAAGGAGACUCUAGCCAAAUGAGACUGCGGGUGCGAGUGGCUGAGUGAUGGUUGAGGCUUGGGAUGCGAGGAGCAUGUGUGAGAGGAUGGCUGGUUGUGUGCACGGGUGUGUCCUCAUGUAUCAGAGUCAUGGCAGUAUUUUCUUAGCGCUGGGCAGAAAAGUAUCUUUGAAAGCAACUCGAAACCUCAGGCUUUGUUUUUGGGGAUCUGAAAAGACUUUGCACGGGGUGGUUAAGUCCUCAUUGCGUUUCUGUUUUUCUUUCUCUCUCGAUAUCGGCACGUUCAACGUGAUACUUUGCAAGGGUUUCAGGAGUAACUUAAUUGACUUGGCAUAAUCUGUGGCAACGUAGGUGUUUCUGAUCACAGAGCAGAAACGCCAAUAAAGAAAUGUUAAAAUAUUUCAGAUUGCCCCCACCAGUAAGUGUAGCUUUCACAAAUGCUUCAGGGUUGGGCUGCCGUUACAUUGUACCUUCACAGCCUGCUGCUUCUGUGGCCCUUUGUGCUUGUGCCUGGGAAGAAAAGAGGAAAGAAAAGAGACAAAAACAACCAUCUCCCCCAGCCUGUGCCCAGAAAUGCAAGGAGACCCAGACAGCUUCUGAAAGGCUUUUACCAGUUCUGCAAAGGGCUAUGCUGCAGGAGGGAGUGGUGCAGUGUGACAGCACUAAGCCAGGACUGACUCUGCAAUACAGACACCUGCUUACACACCCGGGGCCCCCCAGGAUCCCCCUCCAGGACCCCCGAGCCUGCACCCACAGCCUCCUGCCAAGGGGAAGCCCAGCCUGGGAUCCACGUCUCUGCCGCAGGUUUCAUGAUCCCUGUGUGUGGCAAGCUCAGCACUAACCUUCCAGCUGUACUUGAAUGUAUCAAAAUUGUCCACAUUCAAUGUAUACAAGUAUAUAUUGCUCCAAAAAAAUUGUGGUUUACAGACCUACAACCAAUAUAUAUAUAUAUAUAUGUAUGUGUUUGUGUAUAUACAUACAAGGGUGUGUGUGUGUGUAUCUAGAUACACACACAAACACAAACGUGUAUAUAUAUGUUUUCUCUCAAUACUUGAAACUUAGCCACUGUGCUUGAAUAAAAAAUAAAAAAACAAAAAACACAAAAAAACAACAAAAAACACACAAAACCCCCCAAAUUGGGGGGGGGGGGGGGGGUGAAGCAAAUCAAACAGGUGAUUUAUUUUGCCAUCACUUUAGUGACUUUCUUUUUUAUCUAACUGCAUGUAGCGUGAAACCAACUUUUUUUUGGUGAAAAAUAUUUAUUGCUUUGUAGAUGAUAAGGUAUGCAAAAAAAAAAGAAAAAAAAAAAAAAACAACAGAAAAAAAACCCCAAAACCAACUCCCAACCAUUGUUGAAGUUGCUAGUGUAGUGUCCACUGCUAUUGUCAUGGCUUUGUUACUGUUGCAGCGUUUGUGUCUCACGUCUUUAAUAGAUUUGAAGAAACCUCAGUCUAAUAAACACGUUAUCUUCAGGUUUGUGAGAGCGUAUGAUGAUGAUGUUCUUUAUAAGGUAAUGCUUGAUACUUUGUCAACAUUUUUUUAUUUGUGUUUUGUGUGACUUUUUUUUUUUUUUUGCUUUAAAUUGUACAACACCGAUUUAAGGAAAUAAAAUUGAUUUGAAAUUGUUA
Molecule: messenger RNA, 6838 nt
Organism: Apus apus (common swift)
Lineage: Eukaryota; Metazoa; Chordata; Aves; Apodiformes; Apodidae
Gene: ULK1
Product: unc-51 like autophagy activating kinase 1
Exons: 30
Coding region: 524-3673 (1049 amino acids)
Biological process (GO): axon extension; autophagosome organization; positive regulation of autophagy
Cellular component (GO): cytoplasm; autophagosome
Molecular function (GO): ATP binding; protein serine/threonine kinase activity
Source: RefSeq, a predicted model, not a curated record